AUGUUCUACCAGAUCGCGUUCGCAGUCAAUCGCCAACCAACUGAGACGCUAUGGGAGUCCCGUGCUGCCUCAUACUUCAAAAUUUAUGGAGCUCUGAUGAACAGGGCGAUGACGCCUUCGGAAGAUGACGACCAUGACGAGUUUAAUCUAACAAAGAAAAAUUCAGCAAUGCUAUUCUCCAACGAACUUAUCGCGCUAUACACUUUACUUGCCAUACUUUUUGUGGCAAGUAUGACUUAUAUCAUCAUAAAGGCAAUCAUACAAUCAAGAAGAAACGGUCUUCUAUCAAGGGGAACGAAGACAGAGACCACUCCAAUCAACGGCAAAUCGACGGUGAACGCGGCCUGAGUUGGAAGUGCAGUCUUUGACUACCUCAUCUCGAGUACUCUCAUGUGUUUAUCGCAUACAUAUCAACAGGUUCCGGUAUUGUCAAAUCACAAAUAUACUUCAGUUCUUCAAAAUGCUUGUAAUAAUUUAGUAUUUUACGAAGAUUAAUGUUUUGUUAGUGUUCUGUUUGUUAACAAUCAUAUUGUGAAAAUGCCGGUGAACAUUUCGUAGAUUUUUGUCCGCUUGUGAAUUUGUCAUAUUUUAUCCGAAUCUAUACAAUGGUUUUCCUUGCCAUAAAAAACGCAGAAUUUUCAAGCUCC
Molecule: messenger RNA, 647 nt
Organism: Cylicocyclus nassatus
Lineage: Eukaryota; Metazoa; Nematoda; Chromadorea; Rhabditida; Strongylidae
Source: the annotation of a GenBank genome assembly